AUGAACUAUUCUUCUGUAAAGGAGAAUAUCAAGAAAUGCAAGCAGAUUCAAUAAGAUCAAACUAGCAAAUUUGGACUAGGUAUCAAUUAUUCUAUAAGUUUUAUGUAAAUAUUAGAAAUCCGUAAGAGUGAAAUAAAUUUCAAGAGACUAGACGAAAGAAUUGAUUCACAGGCUGAGAAAUUUUUGAAAAAGCUUAAAGAUACAGAUGUGCAGUUUAGAUAGAUGAAAUAUCAGAUUAAUUAACCCAUAAAAGAGAAUUAAUCUAUCAAUCUUAACUAAAGUAAUCAGGAAAUUAUCAAGAUCCAUAAAUCAAUGCUACAGAAGCUGGAAACAGGCUAAAUUCAGCCAUAACAAUUAUUACCCAAAAGACAACCUAAGGCUUAAAGUAUUGUUGAUAUUUCAUAAACAAGAGAAGACUAGACUGUUGAUAUUAUCAGGAAAAUGAAGAGAGAAAAAGCAAGGAAAAUUUGGACGGCUUACCGCAGAUAUAAAUUUAGACUUUAGAUAAAGAAGACAAUAGCUGUCAAAAAGAUUUAAAAAUGGUACAGGAGGUAAAAGCUUAGUUCCGAAGCGAUCAUGAUUCAAAAGCACAUCAGAGGUUUUCUAGCUAGGAAAAGAGUCAUUAAACUUAAAGAGGAAGAUAUUUAAUACAAGCAAGCAGUUGAUAUAUUUAGAAGGAAUACUUUGUGGAAGGUCUACAGCGCUCUCUAUGGAAAUAUUGAAGAGUAAUAGAAUAAAAGAAAGAAUUCUAGAUUCUAUCCAAUGAUGAAGAAAUACGGAUCAAUUUAAAAGAUACAUCUAGGAUUAAUGGAAGGCAUAGAUUUCUGGGAAAUUUUUCCUAAAGAAGGUAAAUAUGCUAUGGCUGUUGAAUUUCACAAGAAAAGGAUGCUUGCUAUUAUAUUUGCGAGAUGGCUUUUAACUACUGAUGAUAUUUUAUGA
Stylonychia lemnae is the source of this 939-nucleotide messenger RNA. NCBI's taxonomy places the organism in Eukaryota, Ciliophora, Spirotrichea, Sporadotrichida, Oxytrichidae. The record is from the annotation of a GenBank genome assembly.